Microplitis demolitor is the source of this 2884-nucleotide messenger RNA. Its product is annotated as SPRY domain-containing SOCS box protein 3. Lineage: Eukaryota; Metazoa; Arthropoda; Insecta; Hymenoptera; Braconidae. Gene Ontology annotation, molecular function: protein binding. Bases 477 to 1283 code for a protein of 268 amino acids. Gene Ontology annotation, cellular component: SCF ubiquitin ligase complex. Gene Ontology annotation, biological process: proteasome-mediated ubiquitin-dependent protein catabolic process. The record is from RefSeq and is a predicted model, not a curated record. The transcript is spliced from 5 exons.
GAGCCCCGAGCAUACCCUAAUAAUCAUAGACUAUCGAUUGAUGUCAACUUGAAAAACAAAUUUUCCCUGAUAGCCACCCUAACCAUAAGUUAAUUACAAGCUACUGCCGUAUUUUAAAGGCAACUUAAAGGAAAGUGCUGGAGAGCAAGCAGUUAUUUUAGACCUUCUACGACAAUAUUUUUCCAAUUUUUAUAAAUAUUCAAUGAACGAUUGCAAUUAGAAUAGAUGAGAUAGCUGAAUAAUAAUGAAAGCUAAAAAUAAAUUGAACUAAAACUGAACAACAGAAGUUAACGUAUAUUUGCUAUCAAAUUGAAGGGACACCUGCUCAGCAAACUUCACAACUUUAAUUUGCCGUAUUUGGAUCGCAAAUAAAAAAAAAACAAACUUUUUCUGUGCAAUCCUAACUAUCGGAGUAACAUAAUAUUGUGAACGUUGAAGAAUUCUGUCAUUGCUUUGAAAACUGUUGAAUAACAAACAUGUUUGAGUGGACGUGGGACGAAAGAUUUAAAUCGAGAAAGUCUUUAUUAUCCAAAAACAAUUUAGAAGUGAACUUUCAUCCUGGUCGUAGCGAUGGAACAGCUGCUGUUAGGGGUAAUAAAGUAUUAACUAAAGAAAGACAUCACUACUGGGAAGUAAAAAUGGUGUCCGGAAUAUAUGGAACCGAUGUGAUGAUUGGUGUAGGUACUGCUAAAGUUAAUGUAGAUGAGAGAGACAAAUUUUUCUCAUUAUUGGGACAAGAUCGAGAAUCAUGGGGACUGUCAUACAAGGGUAACAUACAUCAUGCUGGUGAAAUUAAAGAAUAUUCAUCGCCUUUCGAGCGAGGAAGUAUCGUUGGGGCUCAUUUAGAUACUUGGAAAGGAACUCUACAAUUUUUUAUAGAUCGGAAACCUCUUGGAAUUGCAUUUACUGGCUUACGUAGCGUCGAAUUAUACCCUAUGAUUUCAUCAACAGCAGCCAAUAGUUGUAUGCGGAUCACAAAAAGUUGUUCAGUUCCGGCAUCUUUACAGAUGAAUUGUCUUGGAAUGUUAAAACCUUUGCAUAGAUCAUAUCUAUCGGCAGCCUUUCCGAGUCUUCGUUAUUUAAUUGACGGUGUAUUUGCUGAAAUUUUGCGACUGAAACAAGAUACUGAUAAUGACAACGAAGAUUUUGAAUAUGAAUUCCCUGAAGAGUACAUGAUUUUAGAUGAUUUUGAUUUUGCACUAGUUGGAUUUGGGAGAAGAAAAAAAAGAAAAAUAGAUGAUUCCUCAAAGUUUGAAAGUACUGAUAGAUUUUGUAGAAAUUGAACCUUGGAUGUGGAUUUCGGAUAAAUCAAAUUUUAUUGCAAUAAUUGCAAAGACCGUUUCUACGGACUAAACCAAUUACCUUUCAACAUCUAAAUUUAUUUGUUUCAAUAAAAUAUUCGUUUAGCCCAAAAUGCAUAUCUUCAAUCAUGUUAAAUUUAACUCUAAGAUUUGUUACUUUUCGCUAUUAAAAUAAACGAUUUUCAAAAAAUUCGGAGUUACUGUUUUCACCCUAAUUUUCGAAAAUCGAGUUUUCAUGAGGCGUCACAGUUUUGAAAUUCUACAAAGCUAUUCUGGCUAUUUUGAGAGUAAUGAUCAAAUGUGGGUGUGUGUGCGUGUGUGUGAUGAACUCUCUAUAAUCUUGCAACUAAUUGACUGAUUUAAAUGUUUCUCCUGAUUAAAAAAAAAAAAACAAUACAAAACGAUUAGAAAUGACUCAAAACAAAUUCAAUUUUAAUACUGUAUUAUGUCAGAUCAUCCUCAUUUCAUAUAUAUAUCCAAUGAUGAAAUUUAAAGUUUAAACAUUAAAGAAAAAAUGUUUAGUUUAAAAUGUUCUGAGAAAGAACAAAAAUAAAUUAAAGAAAAUCUAUUUCUAGUAUUUCGUUAUGAGAAAACCGAUCGUGGGAGCUGUGCAGGGGUCCUCUAAAGGGAACAGCUGCAUAACUCCCGCGAUAAGGCCGAACAUCACUUUUGAGAGUUUUCUACAAAAUCUCAUAAAAGUGGUAAUAAAAUAGAAAAUUUAUGUUUCCGCUGCAUAGGAAUGCUCCGACCCAAAUGUGAAACUUUCCAGAUCACUUUUGGAAGUAACGGAAGUAUUUUAUUUAAACAAAAUCUUAAAUUAAAACAAAAAAGAAUCAGAAUAUAAAAUAAGAUAUAAACAGUACUUGGAAAAUAAACUAAAGAGAGGAAUAAAUGGUUAAAUAAUUGAACAAAUAAAUAGAUAAAUAAAUAACUAAAUAACUAAACGAAUGAAUAGAUAAUCAAGUAAAUAAUUAAAAAAAUAAAUAAAUGAAUAAGGAACUGAUUAAAUAAAUAGAUAAAUGAAUAAAUGAUAAAUAAAAUAAUUAAAUAGAUGAACAAAUGAAUAAGUAGAUUAAUAAAGAACUAAAUAAAUAAAUAGAUAAGUAAAUAAAUAGUCAAAUACAUAGUAAGUUUAAGUCAAAGAUAAUUUAGAGGAAGGGCAAAAGGGCACGUUUAGGACUAAUGCGGAGGGGAUUGUGCGAUCCCCGAAGCAUUAGGCCUUAAAACAAAUGGGAGGAAAGUCAAGGCCAAGAUGAUUUUCUAUUGGACCUGAUUUUCUCUCAAACAAAAUAUUUAAGAAACGCCUUUUCAUUUUCUGUGAAACUCCGAAUUUUGAACUAGUGGAGUCAGUCGUGAAAUUUGGUCCAAAGUUGACGGUUGGAUAAUAAACAUAAUAGUAGAAAAUCAGAGUCGGCUGGUUGCCACUCUACAUUAGAAAAUGAAAGCUGUAAAAGUUCACCGGAGGGAAAGUUCACAGAAAAGGGAAAGGACCAUACUACUAUUUAAUUGUUCUAUACAUAACAUAAGCUGUAACCGAGUAAGUCAGAAAUUUAUCUUGCUUAUGAUUUCUCUUUCAAUAUAAA